This is a messenger RNA of Cherax quadricarinatus, 1179 nucleotides long. Lineage: Eukaryota; Metazoa; Arthropoda; Malacostraca; Decapoda; Parastacidae. The record is from RefSeq and is a predicted model, not a curated record.
AUGAGGAAGUGGUCUCCAGUGAGUAUAGAUCAGGAGAGUGGGCAGGUGAGUGUGGCAGGAGAGCUACAGCUGGAUGCCUCACCUAUACGUCUCCUGGUGGGCGCCGUCGACGGGGGGUCACCACAACGAUACACCCUGGCUAACUUCACCGUCUACGUCAGGAACAUGUCAGAGCCACUUGGUGUAGAGGUAAGCAACACUAGUGAGUCUACCCUCAACGUGUGCUGGUCACCACCUGCCCAUUGGCUGCCUCAGGGCUACGUCCUCUCCUACACGCCUGUCGAGGGCCAGAGGAGUUAUGCCAAGGGCCUUCUCAACCUCACAACAGCACAGCUACACUCUAAGCUGUCUCCUAGUAGUGGCGGCGGCAGUGAAGCGGAGGGUGAGGCUCCAGGUAAUGUGGUGGAGAUCUACCGCUACUGCGCCACAGUGGGCGGCCUGGUCAGGUGGACGGAGUACCUAGUGGGGGUGCGGGCGUGGGUGGGCGACCAGGUCUCCAUGGCCGCCACCCCCAUCCUUGCCACCACCAGAAGUGACUACUGUGCAGAGGGUGUGUGUGGAAAGAGCAAUUGUACCCUACAGAAGUAUGCCCCUGGGUACUCCUGUGUCUGUCACCCAGGAUAUUACGGACAAAACUGUCAGUACCACAAUCCGUGUGUUCCCGUCAACCCCUGCAAGCACUUUGGCAAGUGUCAGAAUGCUUCUGAUGGGUCAUACACAUGUGACUGUCUACGAGGAUUUUAUGGCCCUAACUGCUAUGAGAUUGAUCCCUGCACUGCUAUCUCUUCCAAUCCCUGCAGUAAUGGAGGAACUUGCAUCAGAAGGUCCCAGGUCUCUCAAUAUCAUGUCCGCUUAGAAAGUGGGAAGUACACAUGCCUCUGUCCAGAGGGAUAUUUUGGUGGAACCUGUGAAUAUCAGGACCCUUGCUUCUCCAGUCCUUGUCAACAUGGUGGCUCUUGUAUCAAUCUGACUGACACAGAUUUUGUCUGCCAGUGCACUCUAGGAUAUAGAGGCAAACUUUGUCAUGCAGAAAUUGAUGAGUGUUUUCCCAACCCAUGUAUAAGAGGACAAUGCACAGACCUCAUGAAUGACUUUCAGUGCAAAUGUCCAAAGGGCUGGGGUGGCAAGAUAUGCGACAAAGAUUUGGGUAAGUGUACACACUGACUUUCUUAAAGUUUA